This is a messenger RNA of Kluyveromyces marxianus DMKU3-1042, 909 nucleotides long. RefSeq names its product mitochondrial 37S ribosomal protein mS35 (gene RSM24). Gene Ontology annotation, molecular function: structural constituent of ribosome. The record is from RefSeq and is a predicted model, not a curated record. The transcript has a single exon. The coding region runs from base 1 to 909 and encodes 302 amino acids. NCBI's taxonomy places the organism in Eukaryota, Fungi, Ascomycota, Saccharomycetes, Saccharomycetales, Saccharomycetaceae. Gene Ontology annotation, cellular component: mitochondrial small ribosomal subunit. Gene Ontology annotation, biological process: mitochondrial translation.
AUGUAUGGUAGAACUGCACAAUAUUCAGUUUUUGCACUAAGCAAACGGUUCAACUCCACUGUAGUUAACAAAGCCACAACUAUCUCACCAACACUAUAUAAAGAACCAUCAAAAUGGGUUGGGUUAGAGAACAGCGAGAUUAUACGCUUACACAAUGAGAGAAAAGCUCGUUUGGGUCCAUUGUAUAAGCCAUGCGAAGAAGAAAUGAAUGUUUUACUCCCUACCGCAGAAGAGCAGGGAAUACCAGCAAAGGUAUUUAAGGAAUACUAUUACAAAAGCUCGGAAGAGGUUGAAAGAGAGCUAGGUAUUGCUAAAGGUCUGGAUGAAAAUGUUAAUAUGGAACCAUAUAACUUUGAUGAAUUGCCAUCUCAGUCUCAAAUUUUGGUGCACCAACACCGUGAACAGAGGUUUUAUAACCGUUUGGCAGCUUAUGAACUCCCUCUACUUGCAAAGUAUAGACAAGAAUAUAAGCGUCCCUCCUUCAAAACUCACCCAGUAACUUAUCGUUACACUACUUACCUUGGUGAAGAGCAUCCAAACGCCCGCAAAGUUGUUCUGUCUGUUAAAACAGCCGACCUUGGUCUAAAUGAUAAGGAGUUGCAUAAAUUACGUUUGUUGGCUAAGACCCGUUAUGAUCCAACAACAGAUAUUUUUAAAAUGUCCUCAGAUCGCUACGAAACCUCUGCUCAGAAUGCAAAUUACUUGAACAGUAUUUUUCAGAGAUUACUAAAGGAGGCUAAAGACACGACUGAUGACUUCUCUGAUGUGCCUUUGGACAAUAGACAUAUUAUUGCCAGACAAAUGCGGAAAAAGAAGAGGGGUUACAAAUUCCCCGAACAAUGGAAGCGUCCACAGGAUGCUCCUAAGAAAACUAUUGACUUGAUUGAUAUCUUGCACAAGCAAAUAUGA